Cataglyphis hispanica is the source of this 11296-nucleotide messenger RNA. RefSeq names its product synapsin (gene Syn). Gene Ontology annotation, cellular component: synaptic vesicle membrane; synaptic vesicle. Lineage: Eukaryota; Metazoa; Arthropoda; Insecta; Hymenoptera; Formicidae. The record is from RefSeq and is a predicted model, not a curated record. Gene Ontology annotation, molecular function: ATP binding; metal ion binding. The transcript is spliced from 11 exons. Gene Ontology annotation, biological process: neurotransmitter secretion. The coding region runs from base 799 to 2574 and encodes 591 amino acids.
CAGAGGGUAGUUUCGAUGCCACUCUCGGGGUAGUUUCACCGUAGCUCUCGAUAGUCGCUCGAUAGUGUUAUCGAUAAGCCGCGCGAAUAACGUCGUUGGAGCAACGUCGCGAAUUUGUGACCGUUGAAUCGGCGCGACUGAGUGUUCGGCGUCUGCUUAUCGAGCGAAUGCUGAAAUUUUAACGUCUUCGCGAACGAGAUCACUGAGAUUUCAACUUGGAUUGUUUAUUUUCUCCUUCCUCACCUCCUCUUAUUUCGUCCUUUCCUUUCGGAUUACCUUACGUUGAAGUUUAUCCCACAAGCAGAGAGUCGCCCAUCGAUCGGGAUUCAGGAUCCAUCGACACGAUCCAGUGACCUACAAAAGAACGACCUAUUUCGCGCGUCGCGACAUCGUAUCAUCUUAACACAAGUCGUGACGGCAGAGAGAAUCAAAGGGAUUUAUCCUACGGAUUGCGACUAACGGUUUGAGCGACACAACCGCGAGUCGUUUCAUCGCAGCAACGAGCCCGGUGUAACCAUCAAGAUUACCGGCCGCGGCGGUUGCGCCAAGUACUGUGGUACAGCUCCAUCACCCGGCAACAUUUCAUUCUCCAGUUUUCGUCAGUCUUUCACCUCCAAUGUCAACUACCUGAAACGGAGAUCCUUUUACAGAUGAAAACAACGAACUUGUCAUCAUACUUCCAGCACCGUGACCAUUUACUUAGCUGAAAUAGACAUCCGUGCCACGCAUGUAACACCGGCCGAUUAGCGACUGCCAGUCUCAUCGCCGACAUCAUCUCCAUAUUUCUCACCCCAUCAAAUGGCUGUGAUCGAUGUGCAUUUAGCGCAGUCAAACAUGACGAUCUUGUCUUCCAGGUUCUCGUCAGGCGAUCUAAGUUCGGAGCUCGACGAUGAGCCCAACGCAGAUCCUGGGCUGGCCACCGUGGGUCGGCAAGACUCGUCUCAACCGUAUCAAGCGGUGCCGGAUCGACCCCUGCAAUCCCAACCGGGCCCGAUACCGCCGCCGUCCCAACCGCCCAUCCCGGGCGCACCACCUCAGGGACCGCCGCAGCCCAUCGGCGGCGAUCUCAGCCUUAACCUGAGACCUGGCUCGCGAACCACCAGCGCGCCAUCCUCGCCGGCGAAGACACGGGAGAGUCUACUCCAGCGAGUGCAGAGCUUAACCGGCGCCGCUCGUGACCAGGGUGCUUCUAUUUUGGGAGCGGCGGUAUCUGGCGCGACCAGAGGCCCGUCAUACAGCAAAGACCGAUGCUUCACUCUGUUGGUGAUCGACGACCAGAACACCGACUGGAGUAAAUAUUUCCGGGGUCGUAGACUGCACGGCGAUUAUGAGAUUCGCGUGGAGCAGGCGGAAUUUCGCGAACUGUCCCUUACAGCCAGCGAGGCAGGCACCGUUGUGUCUAUGGCUGUCUAUCGUAACGGGACCAAAGUUAUUCGAUCCUUCAAGCCUGAUUUCGUAUUGAUACGACAAAAUCUGCGGGAUGCUGGAGAAGAUUAUAAAAAUCUCCUUCUGGGUCUGAUGUACGGCGGCGUACCCAGCGUUAAUAAUCUUACAGCAAUUUACAACUUCCAGGACAAACCAUGGGUAUUUGCACACCUGCUGGGUUUACAACGUCGUUUGGGUAAAGACAGCUUCCCCCUGAUCGAACAGAGUUAUUAUCCCCAUCAUCGUGAAAUGGUAAGCGCAUCUAGAUAUCCCGUCGUGGUGAAAUUGGGCCACGCUCACAGUGGAACUGGCAAAGCCCGUGCGGAAACAAAUCAAGAAUUUCUAGAUCUCGCUUCGUUAGCGGCUAUGGCAAAUACUUACAUCACGGCGGAACCUUACAUCGACACCAAAUAUGAUGUGCACGUGCAGAAAAUCGGAAAUAAUUACAAGGCUUUCAUGCGAAAAAGCAUAAGCGGUAAUUGGAAAUCGAACACCGGCUCGGCUAUGCUAGAGCAGCUUUCCGUGAGCGAGCGACAUCGCACAUGGGUCGAUCACGUGGCGCAAUUAUUCGGAGGAUUGGAUAUCUGUGCGAUCGAACUGCUGGUCGGCAAGGAUGGCCGGGAACAUAUAAUCGAGGUCAACGACAGCGCGCUGUCUUUAAUGGGAGAUUCCCAGGAAGAGGAUCGACGUCACAUCGCGGACCUGGUCACCGCGAAGAUGCAGGUUUACUGUCGACCACCGAGCGUGUUGACUAAGACCACCUCGCGAGGCUCGAUGUCAGGUUCUAGCCAGAUAGGCAGUCCAGUGGAAGAUCGAACUGCACCGCCAACGGUACCUUUGGGAUCCCAUGGAAGUAUAGGUUCCAUGGCUAGUAUAGGAAGUUUAGGUUCCCUAGGUUCCACCGUGCCAAUAUCGGCUGACGUCACUACCUCGGACAGUCAUCAUCAGUUACAGCGGCGAGAUUCCCAAGCUUCUCAAUCGAGCACGGUGAGCAGUGCGCCGUCCGUCGGUCGACGUCCCGAGGAACCACCGACCUCCAGGAUUCCGUUCCACCGACAAGGCAGCCAAUCGCAGACCCAGGGCGAGGACACCGAGGACACGAUGAAGAAUCUGCGAAAAACCUUCGCCGGCAUUUUUGGGGACAUGUAGACCGAGAGAUAUGGCCGACGUAGCGAGAGCGUAGACGUCGGACGCUCUCGCGGUGAGGUAGCUAAAGAUAACACGUCGGCAACAUUAACACGAACUCACGAAUUUCUUCGGAGAUCCCUAAGCAUGUUCGACGAUUGAAUCCCGACGCGCCAAUGAUCGUGCAAAAGUACAUGACGCGGAGCAUGUAGAUAUCUAUAUAUUUGCAGAUUGUCGUAGAAAACUCUCGCGCGUAAUUGCAUGCCGCGCGAAGUGCACUAUUAAUGCACUAGUAAUCACAUGAAUUUAAUCGAAGAAAAUUGUUGGAAAAUUAAAGGCCAAGCGGGAAAUAAGAUUGGCGAUAAUUGCGUGCUUCGCGGAAACAUCGAGAGAUGAGAAUUUCCCGCGUUCAACGAUUUAUUAAGCUAACGCGCUGUAUAAUGAGGUAAGUCGUGUAUAUUGAAAAAAAAUCAUGGUCGUGUGUAUGUAUGCAUACAUUGGAGAAUAAAAUAGUAUGUGCUAUAUAUAAUCCGUGUAAACGAAUUAAAUAAAAGUUAGGCAAGUUCAGUCGAAAAAAAAAAUGGCAACUUAUUUAAUAAUCAGCUUUGAUGUUCGUUGAAUUUUGCUACCGCGAUAUCCAGUGAAGCAUUUGCAUCGCGUAAAUCGUAUAUAAACGCGCUUUCUCACCAUAAAAUGCAAGGCAAUCAUUCCGUAGGCCCCUGGCGUCUCCUCAACCAGUUUUACUUCGAGCACCCACUUUUAGGCUUAACGUUUGGAUCGUCGUGUGUCAUAUUGUCAUUUAAGGGAAAAGGCAUUGCGAGAUAGAAAUUAAGGCAGGCAAUAGGCGUCUUUCGGGCGAUCUCGCAGUGUUUGUAAAAAUAUUCAUACGCCUACGUCAUUCGAGAUAAUCGAAGACGACAAAAAAAAGAGGAGAUUCGGGCAUUAUUCUGAACAUUUGGCUAACCGAAACUGCGAGCGGUCGUUUGGUUUCAUGGUGGACUAUAUAGGUCGGAAAAACAAAUGUGUAGUUGUCUCUACUUUUAAGCGCACAAGUAGUUUUUAAGAUAAAUCGGGAGGGGAAGGGGGAUGUUUCUCGACAUUGCGGACAAAAAGUUGAAUUGAAUUUUCGAGAUACAUAUUCGCGAGUUCUUUCUCUCGUCACGCGAUUGAUCGACCGAGACAUAUAUCGCUCGUGGAAAAUAUAAUUAAUUCGCUAAUAAGUUUCUCACAAGAACAUCUCGCAAAAUUCACGUUCACGUUCACGAUAACAAAUUUAAUCGCGCAUUCUGAGAGAGAGAAAGAGAAAAAAAAGUGACGACACUUUCUUUUCCUAAAUUUUCGUACAUCGCGAGCCGUUGUCAAAAUCGCACGAGACAAACGCGCCGUCGAUGGAAAAUUCACGAAAAUUUGGUCGCUAUGUUUUUUAGCAUUAAGGAAUCGUACGAAUUCGCAUAUGCGUUGCAUCUUGGCGCGAGAAACGGAAGGAUCGAUCGAAAAAUAAUUCGACUAGAACGGGCAUUCGAUUGUGCAUGCAACGCGGAAGAAGAUAAUAUCCCGAUACAUAGAUCUGCAAAUAUAUACAUAUACGCAAAUAAACAGGCUGAAUAUAAUGUACCGACGAAGUGUAUUAAUUAAAUGUAGCUACGCGAAACACAGUACGGAGAAAGGUAAUUUUCAGCGAAUAAUCGGAUUUAACUUAAUAUAAGACUAACGAAGGAAAACCGGGAAAUAAUCGACCGUGGUUUCAGCUCUGGGAAAAGGAAGGCUUGACAUUUGCAAUUUGACAAAUGUGGAAAAUCUGAAUUUCGCUGAAGAAAGAAAACAUAGUCGUUAAAUGUGAUGGAAUAUUCGAGAAAUAUCAAUUAAUGUCAUCAAUCGAUAUGAAUAUAUAUAUAUAUAUAUAUAUAUAUAUAUAUAUAUAUAUAUAUAUAUAUAAAAAGGAGAAAAGAAGAGCGUAACUCUUCAACUAUUGACUAUUGAAGAGAGCAAAGAGAAUGUGAAUUUAUUUGAAAGUAUAAUCUCAUUUUUGGAAAACUCUAUAUACGUAAUGGAAAUUUUACAUUAUAUACGGUUUCGUCGUGUCCUUUUCGCGGUUUUCUGACUGCAUAAGUAAUAAAUAAUUGACGGUUUGAUUUUCAUGUGCCUUGACACUAAAGUGUCCUUCGUAUCACAUUGUUCGCGAGAGAUUGACAAGUUCUGAAACGGAUAAAAAAAAAUUAAUUUUUGAAAGACAUAAAUUACGACGACAAUGCUGGUCAAUGCAACGAACGUUGACGGAUGACGUAGAUGUAGACAACGGUAUUUUGAGGCAGGCAUUGCACUUUACCGCGUGAUCUAUUGUUUGUACUUUUUUAUGAAUCUCAAUCUCAUUCCAUUUGUAUAUUCGCUGAGACACACUGUUUCUUCAUUGAUCUUCGCCGCAGCGGAGAAGCGCGCGCGCCGUCCAAGCUUACAUUCGUUACAACAUCUAUGCCCUUUCGAGAUCAAGAAUGUGUUAUAUAAGUAAGUGGUUGUAUAUAUAAAUUUUCGCGGGAAUAUAAAAUUACGAUUCUAACAGUGUUUUCGAUUCUGCAAUACGUAAUGAUAAAAUGUCUUCCGUGCGUUGCGAACUGAAUAUUUGAAGCAGAAGAUCUCGUGUAAGCGAAACAAAAAUGUUUUAGCCUUUAAUAAGUAAUUUUUCUCAUUAUAAAUAGUUCAAUAAUUAUAUUUCUGUAAAUAUAUUUUUAAAAAUAUUGAACCUUCUAAUUCAUAUAUUAGAAUAUUCCUUUUCACUGUUUUUCUUCGCGUUGGAAAAAUUACUCAAAAUUUUAGCAAGUUUCGCGACAAGAGCAGAAAUUUGCGCAAUCAAGAUUAAACAGGGAAGCAAAGACUGCACAGUUUAACUCUCGACGCACAGAUCUCUGGUUCCGUUUUUCAGAGCUGACGCCACGGUACGGAGAAGAGCAAUCAAACAAUCAUAAUCACGUCACUACGCGGAGGUCAAUCGAUCAUCAACACUGGAUGCGUAGACGCGGUUAAAGAUGAAGGAUAUCUCAGGGCUGCGAGUCUAGGCACUAGAUAACAUAGAAAGUAGAAGCGGCGACGCGUGCAUCCACGCACAGUCAAGUCAAAUCAUCGACGUCAACUUCAAGCGACCAAGUGGAUAGAGUUAGCAUUCGCUUGUACGGAGAAAUUCUUGUGACUGUGAUCCUCGGGAUUUUUUCUGUAUAAAAGAAAACUUUUCGCGCGCAUUUUGUUCGAUCGAUCGCUUUUCUCGAUAAACAUAAUCUUACUUCUUUUUUUUUAAUAAUAUUAAUCAGAUUUUCCGGAUGUUUAAAAUCUUAUUAAAGUGCUUAAUAAAUUCAUAAGAAAAAUGUGUAUAGUUUAUCAGGUAGUAUAUUACAAUUUGAAACCAGCAGUUAUUAUUAAGUUUUGUGUAAAAUUAAAAAAAAAACAAUAUAUAAAUGUCUUUCAUAAAAAUCAAUUGUGAUUAAUAAUUUAAGUUUUCAAAAUAUAAUUUGAUUAUACAUAUUAAAAAUAUAAAUUUUCUUAUUUUCUAUCAUACUUGCAGUAUUUAAAGAAUUUUCGAUAUUUGAUUUUAAUAUAACAAACGUGAUGAUCUACGAUCCUCAUGAACUGAUUAUUCGAACGAUUAUACGCCGAUCUCGACUAGCAAAACAGCAUCGGGCAUUUUAUUGCUUGGAUCAAAACUUAUCGAAGCGUUAUCCAGUGACACAUUUAGUUAUGAUGACUGUGUAGUGUCGUGAGCGGUAGCAUUUCUCAUUUUUUCGUUUCGUAUGCACCGAUUGCACCGUAGCUACCAAGUAAUAAUGCACCAGCAAUAUCUGUAGAUUAGCACAGUAACCAUAUAUCGCAAUCUCUUCAAUUUUCUAGGAUAUGCGAUCGUGUUGCUGUGUGUAUGAUUGCGCCCACGAGUAAUAAAUAAAUAAUAAAUAUUGUUUUUCCUUGCCGUGCGUAAAGUUCGGUCUCACGAUUUCGCAUAAAAUAUAUACAUGUAUAUGUGCAUAUAUAUAUAUAUACAGCACACACACGCAUACUAUAUUUCAUAUAAAAUCGCAUUAAUGAGAAUUCACCGUAAUUUCGUUUCUCCUCCGGCACUUUUCAGCCGGGAUGGCACUUAUCUUCGUGUUGCAAACAUUAUUCUUGCAGGACCGCAGUCUUCAAAAUAUUACGACUGUGCCAGCAUUCUUUAGGUAGCGCAAAUACAUUCGUACAAGAUUUAUAAUAAUGCAGUUACACGAAGAGAGUUCUGAAUUAUGUAACGAUGUAACACCGUCUAACACCGUUCCGGAAACUCAUCAAUGCGCCAUUUCCAGUUGUAAAUUAGUGAUCUUCGUAAUAUCGAUCGUUGUGCAUAUACAGCUGAAUCGUGUUUCGCCCUUCGUGCGAGGGAACGCGAGCCUAUUGACGAACCAUAAGUCUCCCACCUCUUACCCUUCAAUCCCACCCUCACAAUCCCUCGACGAUCCUCCGAUUAUCGCGAGAGGAUCGUGCAAUAAGUUACGAUUCGCGCGUCUUUCGCGCCUCUCGGUAGAUUUUAUGUAACGCUCUUAUAUACGUAUAUCCUUCACUGUGCUUUCUGAGCAUUCGUCACUGUACAUCGAGGAGAAAUCUCUUACGUACAUAUCAUCUUGGCGGUGCGCGAUCGCUGAACUUUAGUGCCUCAUUUCCUUCUCUUCUGUUUGCUUUAGCCGAGCAGUAGUGACAUGGAGUUAAAGUCUUUAUAUUUUCCUCUCACCUUCUUCCCUCCAACAAAUAUAUAUAUAUAUAUAUAUAUAUAUAUAUAUAUAUAUAUAUAUACAAUGGAAUAGCUAGAUGCAUUUAUCAUAUGUUAAAUUCAGCGUCGUACGAUUAACAAAUAUCUGAUUGCAGAUGAGAAGCAAGUUAUCUCGUUCGAGAUAAAUUGAAUUAAAUCAUUAUAACAUUAAUUAAAGUUAUUUAAUUAAUGUUAGAGAUUUACUUGCAACAACUUCAGAAUUCACACUUCAACGUUUAUACGAACGGCUCAUGAUAAGACUCCAUGCGACUACUGCUAAGUUAACAAUGAAUAAUCGGAUUGUAUUGUUACGCUUUUGAAAACGCUAAAGUCUCGAUACUUGAGGAAAUAAAUGCGUUCGCAUUUUUGUGUUGGAGAAUUAUUUUAAGAACUUAAGUACUCGAGCAACGUUAUAUAAUAUUGUGGCCGCCCGAAACACCAAAGUCUGUAACUUUAUAAGUGAUGUACAACGAAAUUCAUAAGACGCGUUUUUCCAGCCUUCAUCUUUAUUUCUGAGCUGUGGCAGGCCAAUAGAGGAUAGAGUACGCAUCAUCGAUUUACCCCCGAUUACACGACGGCUCGUCCUCUUGAUAAUACUCAGUAUGUAUCUCUGUGUGUACGAACUUAAUGUUAAACUCGGAUGGUAAACUUGCGAGGAAAGUAACGAUAAUAGCAGUAGGCAUGUAGGCGCGACGAGUAUAUACGUUGCAGCCUAAUAUCGUCGCAUUACCUCCUUGAUUUCAAUGCGUGCUAGCCACAUGUAUAUGAUACCCAUUCACAUACAUGUUUAUAUAUGAUCGCACAUAACACACACACGCGCACACACACACACACACACACACACACACAUAUAUAUAAACAUACGUUAACACAAAAAUUAAAUCGUAUUGUAACGCUAUAUAAGUAUUAUUACUGUACGAUAUAGUGUCGAUGUUAUUUAAUCCCCGUUAUUACAUUAAAGUCAGCCUAUCGUGCCGAGGAAAGCAAGAUAUCGAGAUAUAUUUAUCGCGUUAAGAUUUCAGGAAGACACAGGUCUAACUAAUUUACGUAGAUUCGUUAGGGAUCGUAAAAAUUAACAUAAUCGAUCGGAGCGUUGAAUUUAUGCAAGAUAUAUGAUAUACGUAUGUAAUCCACACAGAAUACAGAUUCGUAGAUUAGUAAAAGACACCGCGUCGACGAAAAGCUAAAGGCCGUCAUCGUCGCUCUUAUUUCGAGCGGAAUAAUAUUUAUUGAGCGCAAGCGCGUUGAUCAUGCUUCCAAAAGAGAGAGAAGGAGAAUCAAAACGUGACGAUUCGAUAACCACGAACCGACCACCCACGCGGGAGAAAGGGCUGAAUCGAGGUCAUCGUAUGCUCGAAAAUCCUCACUGACUUUUGUGAAUCGGUUGACGUUCACGCGCAGUGAAUCGUGAACCAGCAAUGAUGACUUCUGACGUUGCCGCGUGCAAAGUGCGUGCAAUUCAACCAUCACACACACAAAAAAAAAAAGGGAUUGAAUUGUAAUGGAUGACGAUACGAAAGGAUUAUUCGUUCGUGAUGAAUUGGAGUGCGAUAGAAAAAAAAAUGCAAGGUGUACCAGUUUCAGAAUAGUCUGAAUGUAUAGCGACUUUUUCUGUCCCCAUUACAGAAACUCAAUGCAUUCACAUCGCAUUUUGAUGAUUAUAUCGUCAAUUUCAUAUCUCGAGAUUUGUCAUAGCUUGUAUAUUUUCUAUCGCGUCGCGGAUUAGAUUCAACUUUGACCGUCAAUUAUGAAGAUUCAUCAGUUUACAUAAAAGAAAAAAGAAAAAAAAAAUUAAAAGUGAAUAUCUUUACAUGAUUAUAUCAAAGUCGGGAUCAUAAAAUUUCUUCGAAAUAAUUAAUAAUAAUCCACAAAAUAAUCAGAUUUGAUUCAAUAUUAUGUGAUUUAAAAUAAGAAAUAAAGAAAGUUCGAUUCAUGCAAAUCGAUUUUCUGAACAAGAUGAGAACAAAAAUCGGCUUUUCCUCCGCAAUUGGAGAAAUCGCGAACGGCACAGCGAGAAUCGGCGCGUUUCUUUUUAACGAUAAACUUUCAACGGUACUUAAGGUCACAAGCGUAUUUUUAGUGGUCAUUGAGGACAACGAAUCAACAGAACGAGUCCAAGUGUUGGAAACGAAAGAAGGAAAUCAAAGGACGAUUAUAUAUGGAACAACGUCCGAGUAGUAUGUCGCGCGCGCCUAGAUUAGCGCGCGCUUAUCACUUAUAUCGUAACGUAUGAAAAUUUGUAUAAGUAAAUACCGGAGUAAGCAUGUGAGGAGGAUUAAAUCACACACAUAAAAUGCGAGUUCUAUCUGUCAUCGUUAAUUACUAAGGAUUAUCAGAGUUUGGAGAAGCUCUAAAGUUAAGCUGCAAUCAAGCAUAAGAGUAUAAGUUUAUAACCUGUAGCGAGGAUACGCGAAGGAGUGUAGUACAAUAUUAACAAGAACGUGUAUAAAUAUAUAUGAAGAGUAUAAAAAAUAUAUAUAUAAAGACAAAUAUAUAUAAAUACAAAAACAUGUAAUUAUUCCUAUGAUAUGCAACGUUAAGCGUUGGAUGUACAUCGAGAUGCUCGUUGCGACUGAGCUUUGUCAUUUGAUUAAACAUUGCGAUCUGAAAUAUCGCUCUUAAAUAUCUUGAGAUGUUGAAAAGAUUACGAGGAUGAUACGCUGUUUCAUCCAGUUUGCGAAGCAGCUCAAGCCGCUUCCUAUUAAUAAAAAAUAAGAAGAGUGAUCGGCAACGAGCAUCGUGAUCGAUGUAUGUGUACGUUGAUCAUGAAGAAAAUCUUUUCCGAGAUAGUCUACAAAAUUAAAUGUAGAGAUAGAGAGUGUAGAUCAUUUUCAGAGCCAGAUAAUAAGGUCGAAGCAUGCUGUUUUUUGCCUAACGUGUGCUAUUCAUAUAAGCGUACAUUCGAAAUAUAUGCGAUAGAUAUCGAAGAAUGAGAGAAGAAUUAUUGACUUAACUUUUGUGAAUUUUGAAGGGCAUUGGACUCGCGGCAUUGCUUUCUUCUAAAGUUUUUGUAUCGGUAUUUUAUAUAUUACGAUAAUUAUAUAUUGCGAUAAAAAAAUUUGUGUAAAAUCAAAGCAAAACGCAAUAUUGUCGAGUAAGAUUUCUCGAUUAUUAAUAUAAUCAAUAGAUAUUUUUAUUUAGAAAAUUUUCCUGCGUAACACACAUUUUUUCAAGAAUAACAAGUAUAAAUAUAAAUAUCCUCAUGAUUUUUUUGCAUUUUCGAGAUUUCAGCCUCGAAUGAUUAAUUGAUUAAUGAAUACGAUAAUGGUUUCUCAGAGCGCUUAAUGCUACAUUUUGGAGUGGCUCGUAAUUAAUCCAACAAUGAUAUCAUCAGAACAAUAGAGUAGAACAAUAGCAAUUAAUGCGUCGCAAGAGUCUUCUAAAUAACAAAAAAAAAAAAAGAAAAGAAACAUGAAUGUGUAUCGAUCAUUACUCACCCCUCAUUACCUGUUGCCAUAAUAGAUUAUAAAACAUUUCCAAUGUUUCCUAGUCAUUAUGGUUGUUACGAUAAAUCUUACUCUUGAAUGUGUUAAAAUAAUAGAUCACCAUUCUAUAAAUGUCCAUUACGUUACAUACAUACAUAAAUAUAUAUAAAUAUAUAUACGUUACGUUGUCAUUGAAAUUACCAUUCCCAAUGUAUUAUCACAUUAAUGUGAAAUGUGGCAAUUAAUGCGAAUGUCGAAGUGUUAUAAAUAUUAAUGUGUAAUCAUCAACGACACUGUGUAUGCGCAAUGUUUUUUCCAAUUAACGAUUAGGCGAUUACGUAUAUAGAUGAAUCGCAUCGAUAUAAUGAAACAAAAAAAAAACCGAAAUGAUAUUAAUCGUCAAUAAUAAUUGCAGCAAUGAUAAAUGAGAUAUCCAUAAUAUGCAUUAGAUACGGGACGUUGUGUGUACGAAAACGUCCCGAUGUAGAACCUGUUACAUUAUUAUGUUUAACGCGAUAUACGUAAGCUGAACUGUAAUAAUAAAAAUAUAUAAACAUAAAAUAUA